CGUCUGAUAAUUUGACUUGCUCAUUUCACCAAAGAACUGCAAUCAAGCCUCCACCACAGUCGAUUGAGUUAUCCCCGAGAUGCUGGGAACAAUCUAACGACCUUCGGUAUGCUACGAUAAUGCAACUUCUCUGGUCUCGCGCUGCGCAGGCCAGGUCGUCAUGUCGAUGUAGCUCAUGUCUACACACGGCAACGACUCUAGCUCGAAGAACCACCACCGCAGCCAGCAAACGUCGUCUGAAGAUCAGUGAUGUAUUCACGGCAUGUUACUCGACUAUUCUCGCCACUGCAGCCUUCGCAGACGCGAAAGUGAAGGAAGAAAGAAGGAAAGAAUGGGACAGGUUGAUCGAGGAAGUCAAAACACCUUCGAAGCGUGGGAAGAACGCCGGUAAAGGCCUAGAUGGAGAUUCAAAACCGGAGAUAGACGAUUGGGAAGUCCAGAAAUCCCAUGGAUCCACAAUCGAAGUGGCUGAAGUUCCCUUCUCGUCAUACAAACCAGUUAAAGACCUCUCUUCAACAACGAGAUACAGCCCCUUACAAGACCACAGUCUCGAUGCAUGGGGUCUUCCUCCGCGAACCAAGGUGCCGCCAGUGGGCGAGAAACUGCAGUCUCUGGACUGGAAACUUAGAAACUCCACAGCUGAACGUAUCGUCGCCAGAGAUGUUGACUCUAUCCACCAAUCUGGGCUCGAUCGUGAAGGGCAAUUCAUUGAUGAUAUGUUCGACGCGGACCUAUGGAAUCGGGAGCCCAGGACACCGCUACAUAUCGAAAAGUAUGAGGAAAUGGUUAUGAAUCUAGUCAACAAGAUACUACAGGAAUCAAAAGUAUUCUCAAGCUCUAUUCAACCAGAAGGGUAUAGAGCUUUGAAGAUUCAGCAGCAGCUGUCCGAAAUGGCUCAACGAUUCGUCGCUCUCGACAUUGGCGUAUCUCGUGUUCCUACCUUCAAUUAUGACGAUAUCGAUGCUGUCAAUGAUCAACGCAAAAUGCUUCAUCAUUCUAUCUGGGCCUUGUGUUUUUCAGCAUCUAGACGUCAGACGGAUAUUAAUGUCACUGUUGCGAAGAUAUGCUACAACCUGCUCAUCUCUACAGCCCCACCCAGCAUUACGACGUACAACAUUCUUUUGAACGAGUUUUUGAAUUUGAAGAGAUUGGAUCUGGCCCAAAUUGUUGUAGACUCUUUCUUCCACGAGAGCAGGUUCAAGCCGAACAAGAGAACUAUACGACUUAUAUUGGACCAUUAUAGAGCCAAGUCUGACUUCGAAGGAUUUCAUGAUGUCAUUCAACGAAUGAGAGGCACGAAAGGAGAUAUGCGGAUUCACAUGAGACAGCUAUUCUUUUUAUCCGAGUUUCCGGUGAAAACGUGGGCACUUAACAACAACGUCAUCCAUCGAAAUGGAUUCUUGAGGCAGAAAGCACCGCGAUCCCGUCCUGUCUUCAAUUCGCUCAUCCUAGGUUCCCUCGAGUUCCAGAGUAUCAGAGGAGCAGUCCGCUACGCUCGUGCUGCGCUUCGUGAAGGGCACGCGAUUUCUGCCGAGACCCUUUGUGCUGUUAUAAAGCGUAUUGUCGACAAAUUAGAUGCUUAUGCUGGUUUGUCCUUGCUCAGAGCCAUCCUGGCACAAUGGGAAGACGGAUCAAUAGUCGCAAUAACCGUUUACUCCAAGGACCUUCGUUAUCAGAUCAACCAACUACUUCUCCUCUGUAGCAUCAACCCAACCAAGCCAUCGUCUCGAACGCUACCACCCCGCGUGUCCUCCACGGCAAUAUCGAAUCUGCUAUGGCGGAUGCAGCUUGGCACUAUUGCAGAUGCCAUAGAGCGUUCUGCUAACUUCCUCUUGCAACUAGACGCUUGCCUUGGUAUGAGUGGGUUGGACUUUUCAUACACAGAAAUCCAACCGUACUGUGCAACUCAAGACACAGCACCUCAGCGGCUUGAAUGGGCUGCGCAAAUAAGUCGGAAGUACACUCGUAUUGAGAAGGCCCGUCGCAACAGGACAAAGCAAGCCGAACGACAAGGUUGGCGAUUCAGACUGCAAGUGUUGGAGAAAAUGGUCGAUGAGGCUCCAAAGUCCAUGCUCCCCCUUGAGGCUGAGAUACUUGAGAUGCAUGUCGUGACUAGGAAAAUCGAACUGCAGUCUCUCCUAGUUAAAACAAUACCAAUGGAUCUAAGCGCAGCUGAGAAGUAUGUACGUGCUUUGACAACAAGCUCCGCUCGACCACCUCUCUCCGCAGAAUAUCCUAUGUUUCAAGUUAGCAAAUCCCAAAAUCUUGUCCAGGACCCAAUCUCUUAUUUGGAGACAAAGCUAUUCAACAGCACAGAAACUGAAUGGCAUCGAAGACUCAUGCGAGAGCUACACACGACGGACAGCCCUAGCCGUCGUAAGGCACUUACAAUGCAACGAAUCGAGCACAUACGACAUUUACUGGAUAGAUAUCUUGACCCAGAGGCUGGGCAGCACGUGAUGGCAUUAAGAUCGACCGUGCAAAAGGAACCUGAAGAGCUAGCAAACCCAGAUUCGAAAUCAACGCAAUGGCCCUCGAAGAAGAGACUGCCAGGAGAAACCAGGAUUGACCACGACGGACGCAGAAGGCAAGAACGAUUACAAGAGGCAAAACAAUCUUCGCGUACGCAGCAUGAGAGCGAUAAGAAACAAGCCGCUACUCAAGUUCUGUCUUUGGAAGAUGAGCAAACUUCUGUGCCUACGGUAGGACUGGAAGAACGGAAGACAUCGUUGCCACCUGCCGGCCUUCUUCCAUUGGAUCCAUUCUCCAAGAGGAUCGACUUAGCCGUGGGCUGAAGAGACCACAGUACUUUGUACAUAUAGGAUACAAACAUGAUGUAGAUAGAGGCAUCCGAGCAUAAGCAUGAAAACGGCGUUAUGGUCUGAAGCAUUUUUGCAAUGAACAACAGCAUCAGGGGAGCAACAGCAGUGAGAGCUGAGCUGAGUACAGAUAGUAUAUAAAUGAUCAAGUAUAUACCUCGAACAACCUAG
Mollisia scopiformis is the source of this 2990-nucleotide messenger RNA. RefSeq lists its product as uncharacterized. The record is from RefSeq and is a predicted model, not a curated record. Bases 120 to 2795 code for a protein of 891 amino acids. Gene Ontology annotation, molecular function: protein binding. NCBI's taxonomy places the organism in Eukaryota, Fungi, Ascomycota, Leotiomycetes, Helotiales, Mollisiaceae. The transcript has a single exon.